AUGGAAGGAAAGGUGCGUUACAGGAUUCGGGAAGCGAUCGACUCCCGGCCCAGUAGUGAUUUUGGAAACCAACCGAGUGGACCCCGUAAAAUCUUCACUCAGCCACGAAGCAGUCUCACCCAACGCUUAAUCGUGACCACCGGCACAAUAUUUAAUUCAAACAUUUCUAAAACCAAGGAGUCUGAGGCUUCUCAAAAGGUACAUUCACAGCCUCAACAGAAACUUUGCGCUCUCGGGAGUGGUCAGCCCCUCGCAGCUGAGCAGGUUAGAACUUUGAGUAAGCGGGGCGAGAUGGCCCAAGUGGUCCGUGGUUCGAAUCCGAUCUCCGCCACUCGACUUCCCCUGUCUAGGCUUGGGCAACCUGGCAGUAUCCCAGCCCUCAUGCUACCUUCGGGUGGCAUGGCAGCUAGGCACCGGAAGGGUGCUACAGCUGAACGCUUUAAGCGGUACCUCAAAUAA
This is a messenger RNA of Opisthorchis viverrini, 459 nucleotides long. RefSeq lists its product as hypothetical. NCBI's taxonomy places the organism in Eukaryota, Metazoa, Platyhelminthes, Trematoda, Opisthorchiida, Opisthorchiidae. The transcript is spliced from 3 exons. Bases 1 to 459 code for a protein of 152 amino acids. The record is from RefSeq and is a predicted model, not a curated record.